Messenger RNA from Mytilus trossulus (common blue mussel), 2997 nucleotides. RefSeq names its product serine-rich adhesin for platelets-like. The coding region runs from base 1 to 2997 and encodes 998 amino acids. The record is from RefSeq and is a predicted model, not a curated record. Lineage: Eukaryota; Metazoa; Mollusca; Bivalvia; Mytilida; Mytilidae. The transcript is spliced from 6 exons.
AUGCUACUUCUUUUACAGAUACUACUUCCACAGAUACUACUUAUACAGAUACUUCUUCUACAGAUACUACUUCUACAGAUACUUCUUCUACAGAUACUUCAUACUUCUUCUACAGAUACUACUUCAACAGAUACUACUUCUACAGAUACUACUUCCACUGAUACUACUACCACAUAUACUACUUCUACAUAUACUACUUCUACAGAUUAUUCUUCCACAUAUACUACUUCCAAAGAUACUAAUACUACUUCUACAGAUACUUCUUUUACAGAUACUACUUCUAAAGAUACUUCUUCUACAGAUACUACUUCUACAAAUACUACAUCUGCAGAUACUACUUCUACAAAUACUACAUCUGCAGAUACUACUUCUACAAAUACUACUUCCACAUAUACAACUUCUACAGAUACUUCUUCUACAGAUACUACUUCAACAGAUACUACUUCUACAGAUACUACUUCCACUGAUACUACUACCACAUAUACUACUUCUACAUAUACUACUUCUACAGAUUCUUCUUCCACAUAUACUACUUCCAAAGAUACUACUUCAACAGAUACUUCUUCUACAGAUACUACUUCUACAAAUACUACUUCCAAAGAUACUACUUCUACAGAUACUACUUCUACAGAUACUUCUUCCACAGAUGAUACUACUUCAACAGAUACUUCUUCCACAUAUACUUCAGCUACUUUUUCUACAGAUACUACUUCCACAAAUACUACUUCCACAGAUACUACUUCUACAGAUACUACUUCCACAGAUACUACUUCUACAUAUACUACUUUCACAGAUACUUCUUCUACAGAUACUACUUCUACAAAUACUACUUUCACAGAUACUUCUUCUACAGAUACUUCUUCUACAGAUACUACUUCCACAGAUACUACUUCUACAGAUACUACUUCCACAGAUACUUCUUCUACAGAUGCUACUUCUACAAAUACUACUUUCACAGAUACUUCUUCUACAGCUACUUCUUCUACAUAUACUUCUUCCACAGAUACUACUUCCAAAGAUACUUCUUCCACAGAUACUACUUCUACAGAUACUUCUUCUACAGAUACUACUUCCACAGAUACUACUUCUACUGAUACUUCUCCUACAAUUUACUCCUUCCACAGAUACUUCUUUCACAGAUACUUCUUCCACAGAUACUACUUCCACAUAUACUACUUUUACAGAUACUACUUCUACAGAUACUACUUCUACAGAUACUACUUCUACAGAUACUACUUCCACAGAUACUCCUUCCAUAGAUACUUCUUCUACAAUACUACAUCUGCAGAUACUACUUCCACAUAUACAACUUCUACAGAUACUUCUUCUACAGAUACUACUUCAACAGAUACUAAUUCUACAGAUACUACUUCCACUGAUACUACUACCACAUAUACUACUUCUACAUAUACUACUUCUACAGAUUCUUCUUCCACAUAUACUACUUCCAAAGAUACUACUUCAACAGAUACUUCUUCUACAGAUACUACUUCUACAAAUACUACUUCCAAAGAUACUACUUCUACAGAUACUACUUCUACAGAUACUUCUUCCACAGAUGAUACUACUUCAACAGAUACUUCUUCCACAUAUACUUCAGCUACUUUUUCUACAGAUACUACUUCCACAAAUACUACUUCCACAGAUACUACUUCUACAGAUACUACUUCUACAAAUACUACUUCCACAGAUACUACUUCUACAGAUACUCCAUCCACAGAUACUUCUUCCACAGAUACUCCUUUCACAGAUACUACCCCUAGAUUUACUCCUUCCACAGAUACUUCUUUCACAGAUACUUCUUCCACAGAUACUACUUCCACAUAUACUACUUUUACAGAUACUACUUCUACAGAUACUACUUCUACAGAUACUACUUCUACAGAUACUACUUCCACAGAUACUCCUUCCAUAGAUACUUCUUCUACAGCUACUUCUUCCACAGAUACUACUUCCACAUAUACUACUUUUACAGAUACUACUUCUACAGAUACUACUUCCACAAAUACUACUUCUACAGAUACUACUUCAACAGAUACUUCUUCCACAUAUACUACUUCUACAGAUGCUACUUCCACAGAUACUACUUCCACAGAUACUACUUCUACAGAUACUUCUUCUACAGAUACUUCUUCUACAGAUACUACUUCCACAAAUACUACUUCCACAGAUACUACUUCUACAAAUACUACUUCCACAUAUACUUCUUCUACAGAUACUACUUCUACAAAUACUACUUCCACAGAUACUACUUCUACAGAUACUCCAUCCGCAGACACUUCUUCCACAGAUACUCCUUCCACAGAUACUUCUUCCACAGAUACUACUGUAACAGAUACUUCAUCUACAAAUACUACUUCCACAGAUACUACUUCUACAGAUACUACUUCCAAAGAUACUACUUCCACACAUACUACUUUUACAGAUACUACUUCUACAGAUACUACUUCUACAGAUACUACUUCCACAUAUACUCCUUCCAUAGAUACUUCUUCUACAGCUACUUCUUCUACAGAUACUACUUCUACAUAUACUACUUCUACAGAUACUAUUUCAACAGAUACUUUUUCCACAUAUACUACUUCUACAGAUGCUACUUCUUUUACAGAUACUACUUCCACAGAUACUACUUAUACAGAUACUUCUUCUACAGAUACUUCGUCUACAGAUACUACUUCUACAAAUACUACUUCCACAUAUACAACUUCUACAGAUACUUCUUCUACAGAUACUACUUCAACAGAUACUACUUCUACAGAUACUACUUCCACUGAUACUACUACCACAUAUACUACUUCUACAUAUACUACUUCUACAGAUUAUUCUUCCACAUAUACUACUUCCAAAGAUACUACUUCAACAGAUACUUCUUCUACAGAUACUACUUCUACAAAUACUACUUCCAAAGAUACUACUUCUACAGAUGCUACUUCUACAAAUACUACUUUCACAGAUACUUCUUCUACAGAUACUACUUCUACAAAUACUACUUCCUAA